Messenger RNA from Sitodiplosis mosellana (orange wheat blossom midge), 931 nucleotides. Its product is annotated as methylated-DNA--protein-cysteine methyltransferase-like. The record is from RefSeq and is a predicted model, not a curated record. The transcript has a single exon. Gene Ontology annotation, molecular function: methylated-DNA-[protein]-cysteine S-methyltransferase activity. Gene Ontology annotation, biological process: DNA repair. NCBI's taxonomy places the organism in Eukaryota, Metazoa, Arthropoda, Insecta, Diptera, Cecidomyiidae. Bases 223 to 837 code for a protein of 204 amino acids.
CGCUCAUUGUUUUUAUUACGAAUGAAAGGAAGGAAGAACAAUUCGUUGGAAUAUUACGCGUGAAACUCGUCGAAGGAAAUAUUUGUUUAGUAAAAGUGUCUCGUUAUAUUUUGUGGUCGCAAAGUAUCAAUUUUGAAUUGAGUCACGAGUUUUCUCCUCAAAAUCUUCAAUAAAAUCAAUCCAGUAAAAUUGCAAACAGUGCAAAUUCAAUUCCAGUUAAAUAUGGGCAAAAUCAAGAGAAAUUCACUGAAAGCCACACGGGAUGUGUUGAAACCAUACGCCAGCGUUUUUGAUGGUGAUAAAAAGCCCCUCAAAGCAAAAGUCAUUGAAUCUCCAAUUGGUGCAUUGAUUGCUGUGUCGAAUGAAAACAAUCUACUCUUCCUCACUCCCAUUGGAGGCAAGCACUUGGAUUCUGAGCUGCAGCAACUAACCAAAGUGUUCUCAAAGUCAAUCGUUGAAGAUGAUGACAGCAAACCGUUGAAGUUACUUGAAUCAGAACUGAAUGAAUACUUCAUAGGUGAUUUGAUGGAAUUUAAAACGCCAUUUGAGAUGAAUGCAAUUGGAACGGAAUUUCAGCAGUCAGUAUGGAAUGAAAUACACAAAAUUGAAUAUGGCAAAACAAGUACCUAUUCGGAACUGGCACGGAAAAUUGGAAAACCGAAGAGCUACCGUGCCGUGGCAAAUGCUUGUGGUCGCAAUCCGAUUUCAAUUGUCAUACCAUGUCAUCGUGUACUGGCCUCAAACAACGGUCUGGGUGGUUACAGUAGUGGUGUUGAGAAGAAAGUGUUGCUGUUGGAUCUUGAAAAGGGAACGAGCCGUGUAGAAAAGAAACUUUGAAGCGAGUUGAAAUGAAAGAAAAUCUUUGAUUUAGUCUAGAAUUAAGCUCCAGUUUUACACAAAGGUCGCGAACUUGACAGUAAAAAUAGAAUAA